AUGGCACCCGUCAAGGAACUUGCCGCCCUGACGGUAGCGGCUGCCUACCUUCCAUAUGCUUCAGCAGCAGCGAUCGCUCCUUCUUCUCUUUCGAAUGGACAAACUUCCUUGACACUGCUUUAUCAAAACAACCUCAAUUUCACCGAUGAUGUCAAUCACAUCAGUGCCAUAUUGUUGGACCCGUCAACCGCUUCCAAUGGAGCUGCUGGCUGUGCAGCCUUGAAUGAAACGUUGAUUACACAGUCUGCUCUGCAAGCACACUCCCAAGACUUCAUCAACCAGCUCUCGUAUGCAUUCUACGCCGGUCGUUCGACACAGGAUCAAAAGUGGCACAUUGCUAGCGGCCAAACAGUGCAAGUUUCCAACAAGGGGCUCAAAUUCGCCAAAGCAGGCCCUGGCAAUGUGUUGCCAGUCCUGUGCACGCAGUCCAGCCAGAGCAACACUCCCAGCAAUGCCGUUGCCUCUGCAGCCAACGAGAUCAAGAUCUCCUCUUCCGGAAACACCUUUGUAGGCUUCCGCAACAAGAAGUCUUUCCGCUUCCAGGGUAUUCCUUUUGCGGACCCACCAGCCAGAUUCGCGUACUCGACUGUGUACUCCAAGACUGGCCAGACGAUUGACGCAACAAAGUACGGACCUGACUGCGCGCAGCCGUAUGAGAGUUCCAGCAGCGAGAACUGUUUAUUCGUCAAUAUCCAGACACCUUAUAUCCCCAAGGCUGGAUCCAAAAAGAACCUUCGUCCUGUUCACUUCUGGAUUUACGGUGGUGGAUUUACUGGUGGCUCCGGUGCUAGCUCAGGUAGCGAUGGAGGUCAAUUGGCUUCCAGAGAGGAUAUUGUUGUCGUUGAGAUCAACUACCGUUUGACCACUCUCGGCUUCCUCGCGAUUCCCGGAACCAACAUCACCGGCAACUACGGUAUCUCUGACCAGGUCACUGGUCUCGACUGGGUCCUCAAGAACAUUGCCAGCUUUGGUGGUGAUCCUAACAAGAUUGUGAUCAAUGGCGAGUCUGCAGGUGCUGGCUCCGUGCGUACACUUCUGGGCUCCCCUAAAGCCAUCGGAAAGUUCAGAGGCUCCAUCGCCAUGUCAAACCUCGGCGGUGGUGUCGAUCUGGGUCUGACUGGCAACUACGCAACCACGUAUUCUUCGUACUUGACACCUGCCCAAUCCUAUGCAAGAAGCGAGGCUCUGUUUGAGGAGGUUGGCUGCAAUCAGACCACUCUUGAUGCUCGUAUCUCUUGCCUGAGAGCUACGCCUGCACAGACCAUUGUCAAUGCUGCCACCGUCGCCAGAUACGUCGUUCAGGAUGGUGUCUACGUCAACACCGAGGAUCUGGACGUAUACAACCGCAAUGGCAGUGCCGCUAACGUUAACACGAUUUGGGGGAUAGUUGCAAAUGAUGGUGCAUCCUUCUCGACCUACCCCAAGACUCCUGUCACCAGCGAGCUUGCGGGUAUUCAAGCAGCAUUAGGCAUAUCGCAAGCCGAGGCACAAUCAAUCAUUGACUCUGGACUCUUCCCUCUCUACAACACUGGCAACAUCACGUUGGACUCGUUCAAUGUUUCGCAGAGAGUGGCUACUGAUAACCAAUUCCGUUGCAUCGAUCAAGCCACUGUGUAUGCUGGCGUAGAGUCUGGAGCGUUCAAGACAUCCUACUUCUACCAGAUGCAGAGAAGUGCGGGUGGUUACGAUCCCAACAACCUCGGUGGCCCUCCGGUCGAGCCUGGAUAUCCUUAUGGCAACCCUGAGAAGCCAUACUUUAAGCUUCACGGCUCAGAUAUGCCAUGGGUUUUCGGAAACCUCAACCCUCUGCGUGAUGCCAAUGACCUCAAGUCUGUGCAGCUGGAGAGUGGCUACUUUGCCUCUUUCGUCCGCUCGCUGGACCCUAAUCCUCCGGCCAACUACCUCCAAGUUCGCGGCUACACCAACACCACUCAAGGAGUCCAGCAAAGUGGACCUUGGCAGCCCGUCACCAGCGACCAGGGUCCGAUGAAGCUGCUAGACUUCCCUUCGGUCACUGCCGAUUUCCAGGAUCUGCCACAGUGCGCCUUCCUCAACUAUCCUAUCAGCUACUAUGUCAAUGGUGGUCUGUAA
This is a messenger RNA of Aureobasidium pullulans EXF-150, 2091 nucleotides long. Its product is annotated as carboxylesterase family protein-like protein. Bases 1 to 2091 code for a protein of 696 amino acids. Gene Ontology annotation, molecular function: cholinesterase activity. The transcript has 4 exons. Lineage: Eukaryota; Fungi; Ascomycota; Dothideomycetes; Dothideales; Saccotheciaceae. The record is from RefSeq and is a predicted model, not a curated record.